Cutaneotrichosporon oleaginosum is the source of this 1103-nucleotide messenger RNA. RefSeq lists its product as uncharacterized. The record is from RefSeq and is a predicted model, not a curated record. Gene Ontology annotation, cellular component: P-body; CCR4-NOT complex; CCR4-NOT core complex. Gene Ontology annotation, molecular function: poly(A)-specific ribonuclease activity; nucleic acid binding. Lineage: Eukaryota; Fungi; Basidiomycota; Tremellomycetes; Trichosporonales; Trichosporonaceae.
GACCUCUCUCUCUCCUCGCUCUCGCUCUCGCUCUCCUCAUCCACUUCUUUGUUCCAUUGCUAACUCGUCUCUACCACUCCGCUGCACCGAUCUUGCCCACCGUGAGAGGCAUAAACUCCCCAAAUCCCCACGCCAUGGUCUCCGCACAGCGGCAGCCAGACUAUGGCAUCCGCGAGGUUUGGGCCGACAACCUCGAGGCCGAGUUCCAGCAACUGCGCGUCGCCGUCGAUCAGUACCCCUACAUCUCCAUGGACACCGAGUUCCCAGGCAUUGUCGCGCGCCCCAUCGGCAGUUUCAAGACCGGCUCUGACUACCACUACCAGACGAUGCGGUGUAAUGUCGACAUGCUCAAGAUCAUCCAGCUCGGCGUGACGCUCAGCGAUGAGAAUGGGCACUCGCCCGAAGGCUACACGUGGCAGUUCAACUUCCAGUUCAAUCUGACGGACGACAUGUACGCGCCAGAGAGCAUCGAGCUGCUCAAGAACUCGGGCAUCGACUUUAAGCGCAACGAGGAGGACGGCAUCGACGUCGAGUACUUCGGCGAGCUCCUCGUGACCUCGGGUCUUGUGUUGUUCCCCAACGUCAAAUGGGUUUCCUUCCACUCCGGGUACGACUUCGGCUACCUCCUGCGCAUUCUCACGUGUGAACCAUUGCCCGCGACGGAGAACGACUUCUUCAAGAUGCUCUUUGUGUGGUUCCCCUGCAUUUAUGACAUCAAGCACGUAGUUAGAUCAGUCAAGACGCUCCGCGGCGGCCUGCAGGAGAUCGCCGAGAGCCUCGGCGUGCAGCGCAUAGGGCCUCAGCACCAGGCUGGGUCCGACUCGCUCCUCACCGCCUCCGUCUUCUUCAGGAUACGCACAAACUUCUUCAACAAUGUGCUGGACGACUCUUAUUACAAGAACUAUCUGUAUGGCUUCAGCUCUGGGCGCACACGGCCACCAGGCGAGACCCAGAAGCCACCUUCACCCACGCCGCAGGCCCAGCUUCUCGGGGGCGAGAAGCCCUACUAGUACUGUAAUUGUUUGUACGCGAUAUAGAUACCCGGCCACACCAUGCAUGGCCAUAGACUAUGACUACAUGUACCCGUCGCGCUUGCCGAACGU